AUGGGUAUUCUCAUCAGCAACGACGCUGCAAAAGCCGUCAUCCCAGUCAAGCUCAGCUUGGCUCUUCCACUCGCCGUCAUAGUGUUUGGCUUUGGCUACCUUGUCUGGCUUUGCAUCUACAAUCUCUACUUUCACCCCUUGCGCAGGUUUCCCGGACCCAAGCUGGCAGCCAUUUCUCGCUUCCCCUACACCCACCUCCUGAUCAGCGGUAAGGGCCACCGCGACGUUUUGGAUCUUCAUCUCAAGUAUGGCCCCAUUGUCCGCAUUGCUCCCGACUUCCUGUCUUUCAGUCACCCUGAUGCCAUGAAUGACAUUCGAGGUCACCGCAAGGCCGGACAGCCGGAGCACCGAAAGGAUCCCAUACGUCAAGAAUUACAUGUAAACAAUAUCAUUGGUGCCAACCGCGCCGAUCACACUCGCUACCGAAGGAGCUUGGCAAAUGGCUUUUCUCAUCAGGCCAUGCUGGACCAGGAGCCCAUCAUCCGUGACUACGUCGAUGAACUCAUGAAGUCUCUCGAGGAGCGUGGCGCCAACGGAACUAAAGAGAUUGACAUGGUUCGCUGGUUCAACUAUGCGACAUUCGACAUCAUCGGCGAUUUGGCCUUUGGUGAAUCAUUUGGCUGUCUCCAAAGCUCCACAUACGAUCCUUGGGUUCAGCUCAUCUUUAACAGCGUCAAGAACUUGGUCUACAUUGGUGCCCUCAAACAUCUCAAAAUAGUCCCUAGGCGCUUCUUGAAAUUCAUCUUGCCAUAUGCCAUGCCGAAAGGUCUGUCGACUAAAUAUGCCGAGAACCAACGUCUCUCCGCCAUGAAGGUUAAGAAGCGUCUCGAAACUGGAUCCAACCGCCCCGAUUUCAUGACAUCAAUGACAACAAAGCGCAAUGGAGAAUCUCUUACCUUUGAGGAGCUCACGUCCAAUGCUGCCAUCCUUAUCAUUGCGGGCUCUGAAACCACAGCCACAGCCUUGUCUGCCGCUGCUUAUUACCUAGGUCUUUUCCCAGAAGUCCAAGCAAAACUGGCCCAAGAAGUGCGGACAAACUUUAACAGUGCGGAAGAUAUUACCAUUACCAGUGUGCAGCAUCUCACAUACAUGCUGGCCGUUCUUGACGAAGUUAUGCGCAUGUAUCCACCUGUCGUCAGUGGUUUGCCACGACUCACUGCUGAGGGAGGUGCCAUGAUUGCUGGAGAAUAUGUUCCCGAAGAUACCAUUGUUGAGGUUUGGCAGUGGCCUUUGUUCCGCAACCCGAAUUAUUGGACGCAGCCUGAUGACUUUAUUCCUGAGAGGUGGCUUGGUGAUCCGAAAUUCGCAAAUGAUAAGCGAGAGUGCUUUCAGCCAUUCUCUACAGGCCCUCGGAACUGUAUUGGCAAGAACCUCGCAUACUCUGAAAUGCGUCUCAUCUUGGCUCGUGUGAUAAUGCAGUACGAUAUCAAGCUGGCUGAAGGAACUAAAGGCUGGGAUGAUCGAAGCAAGACCUAUUCUCUGUGGGAAAAGGGCCCGGUGAAUGUUCACAUGAUCCCAAGGAAGGUGGAGUAA
Molecule: messenger RNA, 1533 nt
Organism: Trichoderma aggressivum f. europaeum
Lineage: Eukaryota; Fungi; Ascomycota; Sordariomycetes; Hypocreales; Hypocreaceae
Exons: 5
Coding region: 1-1533 (510 amino acids)
Molecular function (GO): oxidoreductase activity, acting on paired donors, with incorporation or reduction of molecular oxygen; heme binding; iron ion binding
Source: RefSeq, a predicted model, not a curated record